This is a messenger RNA of Myotis brandtii (Brandt's bat), 6948 nucleotides long. RefSeq names its product insulin-like growth factor 2 receptor (gene IGF2R). The record is from RefSeq and is a predicted model, not a curated record. The annotation marks the transcript as partial. The transcript has 46 exons. Gene Ontology annotation, molecular function: signaling receptor activity; insulin-like growth factor binding; D-mannose binding. Gene Ontology annotation, biological process: lysosomal transport. Gene Ontology annotation, cellular component: late endosome; trans-Golgi network; plasma membrane. NCBI's taxonomy places the organism in Eukaryota, Metazoa, Chordata, Mammalia, Chiroptera, Vespertilionidae.
CUUUUCAGCUACACUUGGGAAGCUGUUGAUACCAAAAAUCAGAUGCUUUACAAGAUCAGCGUCUGCGGGAGCGUGGCCAUUGCCGCGUGCGGGGCUUCGAGCGCCGUCUGCGUGCAGGACCUGAAGACGGGCCGCUACCGCUCCGUGGGUGACUCUCUUCUGAAAAGUGCAACCAGAACUCUUCUGGAAUUCAACACAACAGUGGACUGUGACGGGGAGCGACGUGGACGUCACAAAACCCAGAGCAGCAUCACCUUCCUCUGCGGGAAAACCUUGGGCACUCCCGAGUUUGUCGCGGCCGCAGACUGUGUGCACUACUUUGAGUGGAGGACUUCCGCAGCCUGCAAGAAAGACACGUUCAAAGCGAAGAAAGAGGUGCCGUGCUAUGCGUUUGAUGGCGAGUUCAAGAAGCACGAUUUAAACCCACUGAUCAAGCUCAGUGGCGCUUACUUGGUGGACGACUCGGACCCGGACACGUCUCUGUUCAUCAACGUUUGCAGAGACAUAGACGCUCUACGGGACCCGAGCCCGCAGCUGCGCGCCUGCCCCCUGGGCACCGCCGCCUGCCUGGUGCGAGGGAGCCAGGCCUUCGACGUGGGCCAGCCCAAGGAGGGGCUGAAGCUGGUGAGCAAGGACAGGCUGGUCCUGACCUACGGAAAAGAAGGGGCAGGGAGGCCCGACUUCUGUGAGGGCCACAGCCCGGCCGUGACCAUUACCUUCGUCUGCCCCUCGGAGCGCCGGGAGGGCACCCUUCCCAAGCUCACGGCCAAAUCCAACUGCCGCUACGAGGUCGAGUGGGUCACCGAGUACGCCUGCCACCGGGAUUACCUGGAGAGCAGCAACUGCUCCCUGAGCAGCGCGCAGCACGACAUCGCCAUCGACCUGUGGCCGCUGCGGCAGAGCCGAGGUCGUUACUACACUGCCGACGGGAAGGAGUACAUUUUUUAUUUGAAUAUCUGCGGAGAAAUUGAAGCAACCCCAAAGGCCUGUAAUGAGAAACAGGCUGCGGUUUGCCAAGGGAAGAAGCCUGAUUUCACUCAAGUCAAAGUGGCAGGAAAAUUCCAGAGCCAGACUCUCCGGUACUCGGACGGAGACCUCACCCUCAUCUACUCGGGAGGCGACGAGUGCAGCUCGGGCUUCCAGCGCAUGAGCGUCAUAAACUUCGAGUGCAACGAGACCGCGGGUAACGGCGGGAGAGGCACUCCUGUGUUCACCGGGGAGGUGGACUGCACCUACUUCUUCACGUGGGACACGAAGCACGCGUGUGUGAAAGAGAAGGAGGACCUCCUGUGUGGCCUCACCGACGGGAAGCGGCGGUACGACCUGUCCGCUCUGGCCCGGCACGCAGAACCGGAACGGAACUGGGAAGCGGUGGAUGGCAUCCAGAAGGAGGCAGAGAAGAAGCACUUCUUCAUCAACAUUUGCCACCGGCUGCUGCCAGAGGGCCAGGCCCGGGGCUGCCCCGAGGCCCCGGCCCUGCUGAGUGUUGAUAAGAAUGGAAAGAAAAGUCUGGGCAAAUUUAUUUCUUCUCCCACAAAAGAGAAUGGGAACAUUCUACUCUCCUAUUCAGAUGGUGAUGCUUGUGGUGAUAAGAAGAGAAUAAAAACUGAUAUAAUACUUGUGUGCAAGCCAGGAGAACUGGAAAGCGCCCCGGUGCUGAUGGACGCCAGCGAGGACGGCUGCUACUACGAGUUCGAGUGGCACACGGCUGCCGCCUGCGUGCUGUCCCGGACCGAGGGCGACAACUGCACCGUCUUGGACUCCCAGGCAGGGUUCUCCUUUGACCUGUCGCCUCUCACGAAGAAAGAUGGCUACAAGGUUGAGACGGCCAAGUACGACUUCUACAUCAACGUGUGCGCGGCGGUGACCAUGGGCGCCUGCCAGCCGGGCUCUGGGGCCUGCCAGGUGGCGAGAAGCGAUGGGAAGGCUUGGAACUUGGGACAGAGCAACGCUAAGCUUUCCUAUUACGAUGGGAUGAUCCAGCUGAACUACAGGGACGGCACGCCCUACAAUAACAACAGGCACACGCCCAGAGCCACGCUGAUCACCUUCCUCUGCGACCGGGACGCAGGCGUGGGCGUCCCCGAGUACCAGGAGGAAGACAACUCGACCUACAACUUCCGGUGGUACACCAGCUACGCCUGCCCCGAGGAGCCGCUGGAGUGCCUGGUGACCGACCCGCUCUCCAUGGAGCAGUACGACCUCUCCAGGCUGGCAAAGUCCGAAGACGGCCCCGAAGGGAACUGGUAUGCCCUGGACAGCGCCGGAGCACACAGCGCGUGGCGCAAGUACUACAUCAACGUGUGCCGGCCUCUGAGCCCGGUGCCCGGCUGCGACCGCUACGCGUCCGCCUGCCAGAUGAGAUAUGAGAACAAGCAGGGUGUGUUUUCUGAAGUCGUGUCCAUCAGCAACCUGGGCGUGGCCCGGUUCGGCCCCUUGGUGGAGGAGAGCGGCAGCCUCCUGCUGGAGUACGAGAACGGCUCGGCCUGCACCACCAGCGACGGCAUGCAGACCACCUACACCACCCGGAUCCACCUCGUCUGCUCCAGGGGCAGCCUGAACACCCACCCGAUAUUUUCUCUCAUCUGGGAGUGUGUGGUCACUUUCCUGUGGAACACGGAGGCCGCCUGUCCCAUCCAAAUAACGACGGAAACAGACCAGGCCUGUGCCAUAAGGGACCCGAACAGCGGCUAUGUGUUUGACCUCAACCCGCUGAACAGUUCCCAAGGCUACAUCGUCUCUGGCAUCGGGAAGACCUUUGUGUUUAACGUGUGCGGCACGAUGCCCGUCUGUGGGACCCUGGACGGAAAGCCAGCUUCCGGCUGUGAGGCGGCGACCGAGACAGCAGAUCUCAACAACCUGAAGCCGGAGCGGCUGGUUGGACUCGAGAAGACCCUGCAGCUGUCCACGGAGGGUUUCAUGACGCUGACCUACAAGGGCCCCUACUCCGACACCAAGGCGUCUGGUAAUUCUUUCAUCAUCCGCUUUGUUUGCAAUGACGACGAGUACCCAGGAACCGCCAAAUUCCUGCAUCAAGACAUUGAUGCUGGCCUGGGGAUCCGAAAGACUUACAUUGAGUUUGAAACGGCACUGGCCUGCGUGCCUUCUCCAGUGGAUUGCCAGGUCACAGACCUGGCCGGGAACGAGUACGACCUGAGUGGCCUGAGCAGCGUCCGGAAGCCCUGGAUUGCUGUGGACCCCUCGGCGGAUGGACAAAAGAGAACUUUCUACCUGAGCGUGUGCACGCCCCUCCCGUACAUCCCUGGGUGCCGAGGCAACGCAGUGGGGUCGUGUCUGGUGUCCGAGGAGGACAGCUGGAACCUGGGCGUGGUGCAGAUCAGCCCUCAGGCUGCAGCCAACGGGUCCCUGAGCCUCGUCUACGUCAACGGCGACAAGUGCGGGAACCAGCGCUUUUCCACCAGGAUAACGCUGGAGUGUGCCCAGACGUCGGGCUCGCCCACGUUCCAGCUGCUGAAUGACUGCGAGUACGUGUUCGUCUGGAGGACGGUGGAAGCCUGCCCGGUGGUCAGAGCGGAAGGAGACAACUGUGAGGUGCGAGACCCCAGGCACGGCCACCUGUACGACCUGAAGCCCCUCGCCAUGAACGACAGCGUGGUGAACGCCGGGGAGUACACCUACUACUUCCGGGUCUGCGGGAAGCUGUCCUCCAACGUCUGCUCCACCGACGACAAGUCCAAGGUGAUCUCGUCCUGUCAGGAGAAGCGCGGCCCGCUGGGAUUCCACAAAGUGGCAGGCCUCCUCACGCAGAAGCUGACUUACGAGAACGGGCUGCUGAAGAUGAACUACACUGGGGGGGACACUUGCCAUAAGGUGUAUCAGCGCUCGACGACCAUCUUCUUCUACUGCGACCGCAGCACCCAGAAGCCCGUGUUCCUCCAGGAGACCUCCGACUGCUCCUACCUGUUCGAGUGGCGCACACAGUACGCCUGCCGCCCUUUCGACGUGACGGAAUGCUCCUUCAAGGACGGGGCCGGCAACAACUUCGACCUCUCGUCCCUGUCGCGGUACAGUGACAACUGGGAGGCCGUCACCAGCACCGGGGCCCCUGAGCACUACCUCAUCAAUGUCUGCAAGUCCCUGGCCCCGCAGCCCGGCGCGGAGCCGUGCCCCCCAGAAGCGGCCGCGUGUCUGCUGAACGGCUCCAAGCCUGUGAACCUGGGCAGGGUGCGGGACGGUCCCCAGCAGAAGGACGGUGUCACUGUCCUCAAGUACGUGGAUGGCGACUUGUGUCCUGACAAGAUUCGGAAAAAGUCGACCACCAUCCGCUUCACCUGCAGCGAGAACCAAGUGUCUCCCCUCCCCCCUCCUGGCGCAGGGGCCUGCUUCGGGCAGACCAGGAUCAGCGUGGGCAAGGCCAACAAGAGGCUCACCUACGCGGACCAGGUCUUGCAGCUGGUGUAUGAGGAUGGCUCCCCCUGUCCCUCCAAGUCCGGCCUGAGGUACAAGAGCGUCAUCAGCUUUGUGUGCCGGCCCGAGGCCGGGCCCACCAACAGGCCCAUGCUCAUCUCCCUGGAAAAACGGACGUGCACGCUCUUCUUCUCCUGGCACACGCCGCUGGCCUGCGAGCAGGUGACGGAAUGUUCCGUGAAGAAUGGCAGCUCCAUCAUUGACCUGUCCCCCCUCAUCCACCAAACGGGGGGCUACGAGGCGUAUGACGAGAGUGAGGACGAUGCCUCCGACACCAACCCCGACUACUACAUCAACAUCUGCCAGCCACUGAACCCCGUGCACGGGCUGGCUUGUCCCGCUGGAGCCGCCGUGUGCAAGGUGCCCGUGGACGGAACCCCCAUAGAUAUUGGCCGAGUCUCGGGGCCUCCGAUUCUCAAUCCCGUGGCUAACGAGGUCUACUUGAACUUUGAGAGCAGCACCCCUUGCUUAGCGGACAAGAAUUUCAACUACACCUCGCUGAUCUCCUUCCACUGCAAGAGGGGCGUGAGCAUGGGGACCCCGGAGCUGCUGAGGGUUAGCGACUGUGACUUCGUGUUCGAGUGGGAGACGCCGCUGGUCUGUCCGGACGAGGUGAGGACGGAGGGCUGCUCCCUGAUGGACGAGCAGCUCGACUACAGCUUCAACCUGUCCAGCUUGUCCAAGAGCACCUUCAAGGUGACUCGAGACUCGCGCACCUACAGCGUGGGCGUGUGCACGGCGGCCGCGGGGCUGGACGAGGGCGGCUGCAAGGACGGAGGCGUCUGCCUGCUCUCCGGGAGCAAGGGCGUGUCUUUCGGGCGGCUGGCGUCUAUGAGGCUGGACUAUAGGCACCAGGACGAGGCUGUCAUUUUAAGUUAUGCCAACGGCGACACCUGCCCUCCAGAAACCGAGGAGGGCGACCCCUGUGUGUUCCCCUUCACUUUCAACGGGAAGAGCUACGAGGAGUGCGUGCUGGAGAACAGGGUGCGGCUGUGGUGCGCCACCACGGCCAACUAUGACCGCGACCGCGAGUGGGGCUUCUGCAGGCAGUCCAACAGCCACCGGACGUCCGCUAUCAUCUUUAAGUGCGACGAGGAAGCCGAUAUUGGGAGGCCACAGGUCUUCAGUGAGACGCGUGGGUGCGAGGUGACGUUUGAGUGGAAAACCAAAGUGGUCUGCCCUCCAAAGAAGAUGGAGUGCAAGUUCAUCCAGGGGCACAAGACCUACGACCUGCGGCUGCUGUCCUCCCUCACCGGGUCCUGGUUCUUCGACCACGAGGGAGCCUCGUACUACAUAAACUUGUGCCAGAAAGUAAACAAGGGGCCCCUGGACUGCUCGGACAGGGCCAGCAUUUGCAAGAAGAGCGCCUCUGGGGACGUGCAGGUGCUGGGGCUGGUGCACACGCAGAAGCUGGACGUCGUUGAUGACAAAAUCAUCGUGACGUAUUCAAAAGGCGACGCGUGUGGUGAAAACAAGACUGCGUCUACCGUCAUAGAACUGACCUGUGCGAAGACCGUGGGCAGGCCCGCCUUCAGGAGGUUCGACGUGGACACCUGCACCUACCACUUCAGCUGGGACUCACGGGCUGCCUGCGCCGUGAAGCCCCAGGAGGUGCAGAUGGUGAACGGGACCAUCACCAACCCCGUCAACGGCAAGAGCGUCAGCCUCGGGGACAUUUACUUUAAGCAGUUCAGUGCCUCCGGGGACAUUCGGACCAACGGGGACAAGUACCUGUAUGAGAUCCAGCUUUCUUCCAUCACAAGCUCCAACAACCCGGCCUGCUACGGGGCCAGCGUCUGCCAGGUGAAAUCCAAUGACCAGCACUUCAGCAGGAAAGUGGGGACUUCCGAUAAAACCAAAUACUACAUUCAAGAUGGGGAUCUGGAUGUGGUGUUUUCCUCGUCCUCCAAAUGUGGGAAAGAUAAGACAAAAACGGUCUCUUCCACCAUCUUCUUCCACUGUGACCCUUUGGUGAAGGAGGGGAUCCCCGAGUUCAACCACGAGACCGCCGACUGCCAGUACCUCUUCUCCUGGUACACCUCCGCCGUGUGUCCGCUGGGGCCGGGCUUCGACAGCGAGGACGCUGGAGCGGACGCGCCGGCGCGCACGGGGCUCUCGGAGCGGAGCCAGGCGGUGGGCGCGGUGCUCAGCCUGCUGCUGGUGGCGCUCACGGGCUGCCUGCUGACCCUGCUGCUCUACAAAAAGGAAAGGCGGGAAACGGUGCUGAGUAAGCUCACCAGCUGCUGUAGAGGAAGUGCAAACGUGUCCUACAAAUACUCCAAGGUCAACAAGGAGGAGGAGGUGGACGAGAACGAAACGGAGUGGUUGAUGGAAGAGAUCCAGGCGCCGGCCCCGCGGCCCGGGAAGGACGGGCAGGAGAAUGGCCACGUCACCACCAAGCCCGUGGAGGCCGCGACCCUCGCCUCCCUGCACGGGGACGACCAGGACAGCGAGGACGAGGUCCUGACCAUCCCAGAGGUGCGCGUGCACUCGGGCAGAGGGACUGGGGCAGCCAGCACC